GCUGGUGGGAGGGGAACGGACCCACAGACUAUAUAGUCAAAGAGUUUCCAGAUUUCCAGUGCACCAUCCCGGAGCAGGCUAACCCCAGCAAGGCACCGUCAGGGUUUUUUUGGUUGACAGGUUCUAGCAAGUAGAAAUAAAAGAUGUGUGACGAGGAAGAUACUACUGCACUUGUGUGCGACAAUGGUUCUGGACUUUGCAAGGCUGGCUUCGCUGGGGACGAUGCUCCGAGAGCAGUUUUCCCUUCCAUUGUGGGUCGUCCCAGGCAUCAGGGUGUGAUGGUGGGUAUGGGUCAGAAGGACAGCUAUGUUGGUGAUGAAGCUCAAAGCAAGAGAGGUAUCCUGACACUGAAAUAUCCCAUUGAGCACGGCAUCAUCACUAACUGGGAUGACAUGGAGAAGAUCUGGCAUCACAGUUUCUACAAUGAACUGCGUGUGGCCCCAGAGGAACACCCAACACUUCUUACUGAAGCUCCACUGAAUCCAAAAGCAAACAGAGAAAAGAUGACCCAGAUAAUGUUCGAGACAUUCAACGUACCUGCAAUGUAUGUUGCUAUUCAGGCGGUGCUAUCCCUUUAUGCUUCUGGACGUACAACUGGUAUCGUACUUGACUCUGGUGAUGGUGUCACCCACAAUGUACCAAUCUAUGAAGGAUAUGCCCUUCCCCAUGCCAUUAUGCGUCUUGACCUGGCUGGCCGUGACUUAACAGACUACCUCAUGAAGAUCUUGACUGAACGCGGCUAUUCCUUUGUAACUACUGCUGAGCGUGAAAUUGUCCGUGACAUCAAGGAGAAGCUUUGCUACGUGGCCCUGGACUUUGAAAAUGAAAUGGCAACAGCUGCCUCUUCCUCCUCCCUUGAAAAGAGCUAUGAACUUCCCGACGGUCAGGUCAUCACAAUUGGCAAUGAGCGUUUCCGUUGCCCUGAAACUCUCUUCCAGCCAUCAUUCAUUGGAAUGGAAUCUGCUGGCAUCCAUGAAACCACCUACAACAGCAUCAUGAAAUGCGACAUUGAUAUCAGAAAGGAUCUGUAUGCCAACAAUGUACUGUCAGGAGGUACCACCAUGUACCCCGGCAUUGCUGACAGAAUGCAAAAGGAAAUCACUGCUUUGGCACCCAGCACAAUGAAAAUUAAGAUCAUUGCUCCUCCUGAGCGUAAAUACUCUGUCUGGAUCGGUGGCUCCAUUCUUGCUUCCCUGUCUACCUUCCAGCAGAUGUGGAUCAGCAAACCAGAAUAUGAUGAAGCCGGACCCUCCAUUGUUCACCGCAAAUGCUUUUAAACCUUUACUUUUAUAUAUUAUUUUUGUUUCCAAUACAGUAUGUGUACCUUGAGCGAGAAGUACGUGCCCACCACUUCAUUACAAAAUCAUAUUCUAUUCUCUAAUUGGAUACAAAUUAUUUUUUUUAUUUGAUUUUGUUUUAUUUUGAAUAAAGCUUAUGCUACCAGUUACACCA
Spea bombifrons (plains spadefoot toad) is the source of this 1452-nucleotide messenger RNA. It is a transcript of the gene ACTA2, whose product is annotated as actin alpha 2, smooth muscle. NCBI's taxonomy places the organism in Eukaryota, Metazoa, Chordata, Amphibia, Anura, Pelobatidae. Gene Ontology annotation, cellular component: cytoplasm. The record is from RefSeq and is a predicted model, not a curated record. Bases 144 to 1277 code for a protein of 377 amino acids. The transcript is spliced from 9 exons. Gene Ontology annotation, biological process: vascular associated smooth muscle contraction.